AUGCAACAGGCAUCGGCACCAAAAAGUACCGACAACCAUCUGAGCAACACCUCGUGGUUCGAGCAAAACCUAAGCGGAGCGUUUUACGUGGGCGGGCCAUCCCUUGGAACCGACUUUUCCGAUCUAGUAAAUCAAUCGCCUAGCCUUGAUGAGAGCGAGAACGUUGCUGGUUUCAAUUGUUGGGAUGCAAACCUACCGCCUUUUUCGACAUCCCCGUUGAACUCCCUAACGGCACUAUCCGUACCAGACGCGACCUUCAUCCCUACUGCUCCUUCGACGACCGACGGCCACGACGACAGCGAUGAAAACGACGCAGAUCCCACUGAUACACUAUCUUCGCAGCUGGCGUCUUUAAGUCAAAGGGCUACACAGACGACGCGCCGCUUAGUACGCCCCAAUCGUGAGCCUCUGACCGUGUCAUCGUCCGAGGUGAACGAAGCGUUGGAAAUAGUCAAUAAUCUGAUACAUAUUGUAAACAACAUCACCGCGCCGGACCGAGACAAUAUCACGCUCGAUGCGACGACCACAGAUUACGGGUUGGCGCUCUCAGCGCUCGCGUGUCAUCAACAUCUCAUAGCGCUCUUCGGAGCCAUCUGCGACGCCAUACACCAGUGUGUACAGUACAAACAGGAACAGAUGCAACAACAGCAACAAAAGCAACACCGGAGCCGGCAAAACAGUAAUGUAGGACCAUCUGUCGUGGCGCAGUUUGUCAUGGUGCUUCAGCUGAUGAUGCACCUGAUCAAUCGCAUGGAUCGAAGUCUUUUCCAAAAUAGUUCAUCGGCGUCGCAAUAUCCGGGCUUGUUCACCGACGGUCACACCACCCCCAUCACACCUGAUUCAGUCAAUCAGCAUACGAUUGACCCCAAACAGAUCGAAGAAGCCGCGAAUGGUUCAUCGGCACGUGGCGGUCUUGUCUUCCUCGUGCAUGACCUCGUGGAAACACUUCCCAAAGAGCACGAGAAGUUGAGGCAGUCCAUACAGAGACUACAGAUAGACAUAGACCAUUCUUCAUUUCACUGA
Molecule: messenger RNA, 1023 nt
Organism: Didymosphaeria variabile
Lineage: Eukaryota; Fungi; Ascomycota; Dothideomycetes; Pleosporales; Didymosphaeriaceae
Exons: 2
Coding region: 1-1023 (340 amino acids)
Source: RefSeq, a predicted model, not a curated record